Messenger RNA from Mizuhopecten yessoensis (Yesso scallop), 6403 nucleotides. Its product is annotated as syntaxin-binding protein 1-like. The coding region runs from base 13 to 1860 and encodes 615 amino acids. Gene Ontology annotation, cellular component: secretory granule; plasma membrane. Lineage: Eukaryota; Metazoa; Mollusca; Bivalvia; Pectinida; Pectinidae. The record is from RefSeq and is a predicted model, not a curated record. The transcript is spliced from 17 exons. Gene Ontology annotation, biological process: vesicle-mediated transport; intracellular protein transport; neurotransmitter secretion. Gene Ontology annotation, molecular function: syntaxin binding.
UAUAAAUUCAAGAUGGCGUUGAAGGAGGCAGUUCACAAUCAAUUGAUGAAUGAAGUCAUCAGGACUGUGAAGAAAGACGGAGAAUGGAAAGUCCUGGUUCUUGACUUUCUCAGCACACGCAUGGUGUCAUCAUGUUGCAAGAUGACAGAGAUUAUGUCAGAGGGAAUCACAUUGGUGGAGGAUCUGCACAAGAGGCGGGAACCGCUCCCUUUAGAAGCUGUGUACCUCAUCACACCCACUGAUAAGUCCGUACGAGCUUUAAUGAAUGAGUUUCCAGGAACUAAGAACCAGUACAAAUGUGCUCAUGUAUUUUUUACUGAAGCUUGUCCAGAUGAGAUUUUUAAUGAGCUGAGUAAAUCACCUUCUGCCAAGUUCAUCAAAUCUCUGAGGGAGAUUAACAUUGCAUUUCUACCAUAUGAGUCUCAGGUGUUCUCACUUGACUCUGCGGAGAGUUUCCCGUUUUUCUACAACCCAAUCUUAAAACAAGCGGGUCGUACUUUAAACUUGGAGAGAUGUGCAGAACAAAUUGCCACUCUGUGUGCCACGCUGGGCGAGUACCCAUCUGUUAGAUAUAGGAGUGAGUUUGACAAGAACGCUGAGUUUGCCCAGAUGGUUCAACAGAAGCUAGAUGCAUACAGAGCAGAUGACCACACAAUGGGAGAAGGACCACAGAAAGACCGCUCACAGCUGCUGAUCCUGGACCGAGGGUUUGACCCAGUCACUCCACUCCUCCAUGCCCUCACUUUUCAGGCCAUGGUAUAUGAUCUCCUGCCCAUCGCCAAUGAUGUUUACAAAUAUGUGAGUACAAGUGGCAAUGACAUGAGUGACAAGGAAUACCUUUUACACGAGAAUGACGAGUUGUGGGUAGAGCUCCGCCACCAACACAUUGCUGUUGUAUCACAGCAGGUAAACAAGCAACUAAAACAGUUUAAGCAGGAGAAGCGUCUAAAGGACUCUGAUGGAGGUAAAGCCAACAUGAGGGACGUAUCACAAAUGAUUAAGAAGAUGCCCCAGUACCAAAAGGAACUUAGCAAAUACUCCACCCACCUACACCUGGCUGAGGACUGUAUGAGGAUCUACCAGAAACAUGUAGACAAGCUCUGUAAGGUGGAACAGGACCUGGCCAUGGGUACAGAUGCUGAGGGAGAAAAGAUCAAAGACCACAUGAGGAAUAUUGUGCCAAUUCUGCUGGACCAGAACAUUGCUGCAUAUGACAAGAUCCGCAUUAUCCUUCUCUACAUCAUCCACAAAGGAGGAAUCUCUGAGGAAAACUUGGCAAAGCUUGGACAACAUGCCCAGAUCCCACCAGAGGAGACCUGCAUCAUCACCAACACACAACACCUUGGAGUCCCCAUCAUACAGGAUGCAGCUGGUACCAAGUCCUUUAGUGUUGGACUGCUAGAAGAUGCUAGCUAUGGCACUUUUCAGUCCAUAGCACAGGGUGGAAGGAAGAAGCCCUCUCAGCCGUAUCACUCCACCAACAGACGGGAGAGAAAGGAGAACACGUACCAAGUGUCCCGCUGGUCACCGUUCAUCAAGGACAUCAUGGAGGAUGCAACAGAGGAGAAGCUUGAUACACGUGCCUUCCCCUUCCUGUCUGGAGGGGUUCAAAGGUCAAGUGGGAUGAGGAAACCACCAAUCAGUGCACGGUAUGGUCACUGGCACAAGGACAAGACUCAGGCUAGCUACAAGAGCGGCCCAAGACUCAUCAUCUUCAUCAUGGGGGGUGUGUCCUAUGCUGAGAUGAGAUGUGCUUACGAGGUUACCCAGGCAUGUAAAAACUGGGAGGUCUUGGUUGGUUCAACGCACGUACUGACUCCAGAAGGUUUCCUUAGCGACCUGAAGACCUUGACAACGUAGACACUAACUGAUAACAAGGCAAGCACAGUGAUGGAUCGGUAUUUGUCAAAAUAAAUCUGGCAGACAAUCAUCAAGAGUGAAUGCUGUGACGAUGUCAGACCAUAAAUAGCAUGAAACCCCUAAGUAAAGGCAAUGGGUAUACAUUGAACACAAGACCUACACAACAGAGUGUCAGCGGACCUGUGGAGUAUCAAUGUACUCCUCGGAUCUGGUGCACACCGACCACUCUAUACUCGAGUUAGAUAGACAAUGUAUAAAUGCUAUUUAAACUUUCUCUUUUUUCAUCAAGGCUUUUGAACAAAUGUGCAUAGUGUAGUUGAAUAUUAUACUAUUGACAUCUUGGUUUUGAUUUGUGACAAUUUCUUACAGACUACUGAUACAUGUUGAAUGUGUAUGCUUAAGUAGCGUGUACUAUCUAGAAAAUGGUAUCGAUUUUAUUUUCUUAUUAUGAGAAAAGUUAAACUCCAUUUCUCAUCAGACUAUUAAUGUUAGAGAAAAAGGAGCAGUGUUGUAGCCAAUGGAUGUUGAUAGUAUGCUAACAUGUUAGGUACAUUCAGGAUUUGUACACUGACCUAGUCAAAUUGAUUUAGCUUUUUGUUGGAUUUUUUAUUUUUUUGUUAAUACAAAAUUUACUAAUCUUGUGGAAUUUACAUUUAUCUCCUGAUUUCAUCAUAUGUCAUAUUAACAUAUUUAUUCUCAAUCUUCAAAUUUCAACAAAUUGUCUGUAUGUAUGCUACUGGGGAUUUUUUAAUUAUUUCAAUAAUGUAUAAGAAAAAUAUUUUUCAAAACUAGGAGGUGAGUCAUUUGAAGUUUAGGAUAAAACAAGCUUAAGUUUCCUGUACGGUGACCCGUUGAGGCUGGGCUAUAGGUUACCAGUAAGAUAAUGACAUUAGGUGUACGACCUGAAUGGAAAUAAGCUUGUCAGGUUGGGUUAACACAAGGAAAGCUACAUGAUGGUGGACUUAUCAAGGACGCAUUCUGAUGAGGUUUGUUUCAGACGAGAUAUAUACAACCUAAUUGGAGAGAGACUUAAGAUGAGGAAAGCAAACUGUAUGUUGAUGAUGGAACAAAUUGGACGGUGGGUAUGGAAUGAAACUUAUUAGAUGAGGACUACUCCCUGUGGGUUGUCUUGUCAAAGAAGAAGGAUACAAACACUUUAUUUAUUGUAGACGCUUGUGGUCACGCUCCAUCACUUACCUACUUUAUUUAUUGUAAAAGACUGAAAUAAUCUUCAAUACAACAAAUCUUUGUUAUAUAGUCAACUGCUGUGAUGUUUUAGAUGACAAUAGCUUGUGCUGACUGUCACUUUGUUAUUUAAGGUGUAUUUAUAUGAUAGAGUAUCCUUUGAUGUGUGUACGAUAGGUAAGCUGGUUUAGACUUUGUUACCAUGUUACUUGUUUAUCACAGGUAGAUCACUUACCUCGGACGUAGAAAUGUGUAUUAACUUCAAAUAAUUUAAUUUUACAUUACAUGGUUUAUAAAAUGUAUUAAAUGUGCGUAUUUCAUGUUGUGACUGUUCUAGUUGAUGUAGUGCUAUAUGGUUGACUUACCAUAUCUUGGGGCAAAGAGCACCGCUGUUUAUACUUGUACAUAUUGAUCUGAAUAAUCUAGGCUUGUGUAGUAUUCACCUUCUAAAGGAACGUCAACAUCUUGUGUCCAUGCGUGAGAGGCUCAUUCCUAGGGAACGUAUAAUUCGUGCUUAUCACUGUGCUAAAAGGAGGAUAAAGUAAAUAAUGAUUUGAGUUGAGAGUAAUGUUUGGUGAGCUUUUUGGGUCAUUUAGAUGUCCUGUUAAAUUUGUAUGUAUCUGUUCUUAUAAGAAUGAUCAUGUUUUAGAAAUUGUGCAGAAUUUUAUGUUUUGAGAUGAAGAUUACGAAAGGUACCUUUGGUAUUGAUCAUUCCAUGUGUUGCUGUUUCAAUGACCAAUUACACUACGAAGCAAGUGUUCAGUACAGAUUCCUGUACGUGUUCAGCCAAUGUAAGCAUUAAUCCUGUCACAUCAUCACUAAAGCUGUUCUUGUCUUCUUCAUACAAUCAUGUAAUCAUUGAUUUAAUCAAUUACAAAUAUAAAUUAUGUGUAUUGAAGUUUUAAUUUUCGUACGUAUGGUAGAAUGUAAAUAUUGUAUUAUUAUCACUAUCAUGAACACUGCCAAAGCAAACAUUUAAAUAGUUAUAAAAACAGUGUCGAUGACAGCAGGGGGGGGGGGAAUCAAAUUUGUAGGAAAAAAGUUAAGCAAUGAAAAUUGUUCAUUAAGGAAAACAGAUUCCGUUCUUGAUGCACAUGCACAUUGAUUCAUGUGUAUGUGUUUUUCAGCUCCAUUUGACCUAUUGACCACCGAGACUAAUUCAUGUGUUAGUCUAUUGACACAAAAGAUCCCUGGUACCUCGUACUGCUAGCAUUCACACGGUAGUCCAGAAAAUGAGACUUUUUUUGUAAAAGCUUAAUAUUCUGAUUGAUAGAGGCACUAUGUUGUUUCUUGAUAGCUAUGCCUCUGUUGAUUUAUUUUUAUCAUUUGAAUUUAGAUUUGAAUAAUUACAGAACCUAUAAAUCGUCAGAAUGUGUUUUCGUAGCAUAUUCUGUGAUUAUUAUUCAGACUUCAUAUUAAUAUACUAUAUAUAUGUGUGUGUAUUGAUAAGGGACAGAAUGGCUCUGGAGUAGAAUUUAUUGUGUCAAAGUGAAUGUUACCAGUAUUGUUUAACAUUUUAUGUUUGUGUUUUGUAUUUCACCUGUAUAAUUUUAAUACAACUAUUUCACAUCACUACCCAUUGCAGAUUUUGGGUGGUUGAAAAUGUUACUAACAUAAAAACUCACAUCACAUCCUGUUGAUGGUAAAUACAUAAUGCAGUCUGUUAUCUAGAUUUCUACACAGGUUAAAGAACAAAGUGCAUUAUCAAACCUCUCCAUUAUAGCUGUAUGUGACUGUGAAUUCCUUUUAUUGUGAGUUUAUCUUAUAAUUUCCCUGUUUCUCUCCUUCAAAACCCUUUUCAUUGACCUUCCCUAUCAUCAAUUUCCCAUCACCCCCUCUCUGACUCCCCCUCUACAUCAGCCAUUCUCCAUAGCUCCUGCCCUGUUGAUACAAGAUGUGGAGAGGUAUUGUGCAAUAGUUUGUAUAUAGUCCCUACUACACAAACUAAUGGCCACUCUGGCCACUUGACCCUAAGAUUGUGUAACUGUCGGGCAAUUGUUGAUUGUAACUUGUGUUAGAGGAUCAAUUCGCUUCGUGCUCUUAAUAUGAAACCUGGGACUUAACCAGCCUUUAAUAAACUAGAAACAAAAAAAGUUUCAAAAACGCAUAUUGCUAAAAAUUUAAGAAAUCUAGAGGAAUAUUUUCUACAUGUCAACUGGACUGUUCUUCAUUUCACCUUGCCAUGUACAUUCUUUGAAAAUAUGUGUGACUCCUGGAAAAAGACUAAUGAAGUCUAUCAAAUGACGGUAUGUGGGAUAGAUAAAAACUCUACCCGAGGGUGAAGAAUUUGGAUCAGUACUGAGGCUUUGGUCGUGAGCCAAAAUUCUAAACCCAAUGGUAGAGUUUACCUAUCCCACAUGCCUUCAUACCUGUUAAUGAUUGACUAAAUUUCUCCCACCUCUUACCCAAGAAUUUGGUAAAAAUUGACAAUGACAUGGCAUAAUAAAGAAUAGAUUUUCUAGAUAUCUUACAAAUUAACGAAAAACAUAUUUGGCAAUAGUAGUAAAAAGCAUGGUAUACCAAAGGUAUACUUUAAAUAUUUAAAAGAGUGUGGAAAAACUUCACAGAAAAUUUGUUUAAAAAUCAUUUAUUUGCGUGUUGCCACAUGCUUACUGUGUGUUGGCAUUAAAUAUUCAUGUAUCACAGCUAAAUGAUGUUCAUAACUUUUUUUAAUGCUUACCCUUGUUUCCCUGCUUUCUUAGUUAAGAUUUCUUAGUUAAGAUUUAGUAAAAAAAAAGGUCAAAAGUUCCCACAUGUAUCUUCAUAUGGGAUAACUGUAUCUUUUAUAUGCAGAGGUGGGAGAAAAAAAAGGUUACAUGAACCCCCAAAAAGUUAAUACAAUGUACCAUAACAUGUAAUCUCCUUAGUGACCUGUGUACUCCCUAGAUGGCAACAAUAAUGAAAAGGAAAAUCUUCUUUAUAUUUCCUGUGUGCCAUGUUUUAUACUUGCACAAGUCCUACUUGAUUAUAGAUUUUACGAGUGUAUCUAUAUAUAUCUAUGUAUUUUUUACAUUUUCAAGUAUUUAGACUUUAUAUAUAAAUAUAUUAUAAGUCUUGAUACUUUUAUAAAACACAAAGCCAGUACUGUGGUUACCUUACAUCAAGGAAAUUGGAAAUAAUACCAGUCAACAGAAAUGUGUUGUGUUUUACGUCUGAGUAAACAUCAUAAUAGUGGUGUAUUACAAAGAGAACAUUUUCAAUUUGUGUUUCUGUGUAUGAAGAUAUAUCAUGUGAUGUGAUAAGCUAAUUUCGUUAAUGAAUAUGCAAUUGUUGCUUCAUAACAUUCUAUAUCAGUCGUUAUAUGUGUCACUUGAUCAAACUUAUUUCUGUUUCUCAGAUUAAAUGUAAAAUAACUAUC